Molecule: messenger RNA, 846 nt
Organism: Aureobasidium melanogenum CBS 110374
Lineage: Eukaryota; Fungi; Ascomycota; Dothideomycetes; Dothideales; Saccotheciaceae
Exons: 5
Coding region: 1-846 (281 amino acids)
Source: RefSeq, a predicted model, not a curated record
AUGGCAAACUCGAUUGGUGGAAAGGAUUGCAUGAUCUCGGAAUGGAUUCUCUUGAUCGCUGCUUGGGCUCUCGUGGGCUUGAGAAUGUACACUCGUCUACUCGUGCAGAAGCAGAAGUUGAGGUUGUCUGAGUACAUCCUGUUGUUUUCUGCUUUGAUUGGUCUGGGACUUAUUAUUUGCGACACACUGACUUUUGAACUCGGAGUCAUGGAUGACUGGGAGCCCUCAGUCAAGUUGUCAAAGAUCUCUUUUGCGUCAAACUACUUUUACGACUUUGGCAUGGGCUUCCCAAAGUUGAGCAUGCUAGCUUUCUACUGGGGCGUGUUUCCUGCUGACAGACCUACACUGCGCAAGGCCAUGUAUGUUGUUACUGCCUAUGUAUGCUGUGCCUACAUGACCGUUCUCUGGAUGGAUACGUUCUACUGUGGUGUGCCCGUUUCGGUCCAAUGGAGCCAGGAAGAAGGUGCUUGCAGUGUGUUCUACGCUGAUACACCUUUCUACUUCAACUUUUCGAUGAAUCUUUCUUGCUAUCUGUUCAUCUACGGUCUUCCCCUCUUCUUGCUCAAGGGAAUGAGCAAAGAACACAAAGCAGCCAUCUACUUCACUUUCUCCUUGGGUAUCAUUCCCGCAUUGACGACUUUGAUCCGUUUCAUCACGUUGAAUACUGAUUCAACCGAGCCUAAUUUGGUUUAUAUCCUGAGUAUGGUUGAGAUGGCCACAGCACUUGCUGCCGUCUCGGUGCCUGGAUUGAAGCCGUUGCUCGAUAGACGUGGUUCGGUUGCUGAUGACCACUCAGUUGUUAGUGGAGAAGUUGUGAGAGAUAACAAGUUUGCAAGCGAGGUCUGA